Naumovozyma dairenensis CBS 421 is the source of this 267-nucleotide messenger RNA. RefSeq lists its product as uncharacterized. Bases 1 to 267 code for a protein of 88 amino acids. The transcript has a single exon. The record is from RefSeq and is a predicted model, not a curated record. NCBI's taxonomy places the organism in Eukaryota, Fungi, Ascomycota, Saccharomycetes, Saccharomycetales, Saccharomycetaceae.
AUGAAUUUUACAUAUUCCUCGAUUGAGAAACAAAAACUUUUAUCAGACCUGUCAAGAAAUAAAUUGGCACAUUGUGUUAAAGUUGGUUCAAGAAAGGGAUUCGAUCUUAGAAGAAUGGUUGGAAAUGCAAACUUAUUAGAUACCCUUCUCAAUAAUAUUGAACAAUUUAAUGAAUACCAAAAUCAUAUGCUUAUAAUACGCAGAACUUUGCUUUGUGGAUUAUCACCAGUAACAGGAUCUUCCAAUCAAAAAAGAAGUAUUUAUUAG